CUCUCUCUCUCUCUCUCUCUCUCUCUCUCGGCGGUAGAGGCUCCUCGGUGUCGGUAGUGAAACUCGGACACACCGAUCAGCGGAUUUCCUUUUUUCUACACGCAUGAAAACACAGAUUUAUUAGUGGAACCCGUAAGUGUUCGCCCCCAGCUGAGGUUUUCCGCCUGAUUGAGGAAAUUUCCGACGCGUUCUGCUCUCAUCGCUGACAGAAUGUCCAGUGAGGUCCAGCCGAGGCCAGACGACAGUCCCAACACGAGCGGAGGCAGUUCUGACGUGGAACAGAGAGACGUGGCCUCGUCGGUGCAGCCGGAGGAGAGAGAGAGAGAAAGGGAACAGGCUCCACCAAAGAAAAAGGAGGCCAAGUUCUCCAGCAAGACUCCCGCUAAACUCUCCACCAGUGCCAAGAGGAUUCAGAAGGAGCUCGCGGAGAUCACUCUCGACCCUCCUCCAAACUGCAGUGCCGGCCCAAAAGGAGACAACAUCUACGAGUGGAGGUCCACCAUCCUGGGUCCUCCAGGCUCCGUGUACGAGGGAGGGGUCUUCUUCCUCGAUAUUGCCUUCACUCCAGACUACCCCUUCAAACCGCCCAAGGUGACGUUUCGUACCAGAAUCUACCACUGCAACAUCAACAGUCAGGGCGUGAUCUGCCUGGACAUCCUGAAGGACAACUGGAGUCCAGCGCUCACCAUCUCCAAGGUGCUGCUGUCCAUCUGCUCUCUUCUCACAGACUGCAACCCUGCCGACCCUUUGGUGGGAAGCAUCGCCACACAGUACCUGACCAACAGAGCAGAGCACGACAGGAUAGCCAAACAGUGGACCAAGCGCUACGCCACAUAGACCCUACCGUGCUUCUUCUUCAGAGCUCCAUCCCUUCCCCACCCUCGUCCCCCCCUUCAACCCCACGACGAACUCUCCUUCAUUUUCUUGUUGACUUGAACGCUUUUUUUUUAUACAGUGUAUGCAUACUAAGAGCAAGCUGAUCAGGAUUGUACUGUUUUUUGUUUUUUUUUUUCCUCCCCGAAUACACUGAAUGUUGGCAUGGUCAUCAAAAGCUUUAUUAUUUGUAAUGUUAUAUUGCUAUUAUGACCGUUCUGCUAUUGUUUUUUUCCCCUCGGAUGCGUGGACUGCGCUACGGAUCCUGACGCUCAAGACAAAGUGAUCACUGAUUUUUUUUUUUUAUGAAGCGGACAUUCUUUCCCCACGUAAAGUUUUUUUUUUAAUCUCAGCUCCCUGCUCUGUUAAGUUGUAUAUGUGGAACACUAUGGCAGCGGCCUGUUUAUUUCGGAAUGCAGCCUGCAGCUCGCUCCCGCGCAGCCGACGGCAGCUCGUUGUAAAAUGCACAUUGUGAGAGAAAAUCCGACUGAUACUCUGUAAGUAACCGAGUGAAUAAAUGACGUGUUGAGCUGA
Messenger RNA from Silurus meridionalis, 1407 nucleotides. Its product is annotated as ubiquitin-conjugating enzyme E2 E1. Gene Ontology annotation, molecular function: ubiquitin conjugating enzyme activity. Gene Ontology annotation, biological process: protein polyubiquitination. Gene Ontology annotation, cellular component: nucleus. Lineage: Eukaryota; Metazoa; Chordata; Actinopteri; Siluriformes; Siluridae. The transcript has 6 exons. The coding region runs from base 211 to 837 and encodes 208 amino acids. The record is from RefSeq and is a predicted model, not a curated record.